Molecule: messenger RNA, 825 nt
Organism: Acanthosepion pharaonis
Lineage: Eukaryota; Metazoa; Mollusca; Cephalopoda; Sepiida; Sepiidae
Source: the annotation of a GenBank genome assembly
AUGAUUAUAAGUCCUUUGGACUGCUUCUGGGAUGGAGCGAAAUUAUUAGGACCUGAACAUCCUUUACCUAUUGGGUUUUAUGCAAGUGAUGUUUUGUGGACCAAUUUAAACCCCAAAGAAAUGGUAGAAAAAUUAUUAAAAUUUUCAGAAAAAGACGUAGUAUUAGAAGUGAUGGAACGGGAAAUUACAAAACGGUUUGAAGGAAAACAUCGGAAAAAUAUUCAUGUUUUCUCCUCAACAUCACUUGGAGACAUUAUGAGAAAGUUUUCAAAUGUUAGUGUGGUGCGAGUGGCUCUUGGAUAUCUUGUGAUGGUGCUGUAUGCAUGUAUAUCUCUUCUCAAGUGUAAUGACCCUGUCAAUUCACAGUGUGGUAUUGGAAUGGCUGGUGUGUUACUUGUAGGACUCUCUGUUGCUGCUGGACUUGGUCUCUGUUCUGUAUUGGGAAUCAAAUUCAAUGCAUCCACUACACAGAUCAUUCCAUUUUUAGCCCUAGGUCUUGGUGUGGAUGAUAUGUUCCUAAUUGCACAUACCUAUUCAGAACAUGCUCAUCUAAAAAUCCCUUUCAUGUUUCCCAUCAUGCUCUGUGGCUCUGUUUACACAAAACUUUCAAGAAAGAGGGCAGGUGGCGCCUUACUGUUUGGCAAAGAGAGAAACAGGGAAGUGGACCAGACUCUGUUCUCUUUUCCCAGCCCUAUUUAUGAUUCUCUCUGGAACUCCUCUCUCCACCCUCUCAAAAGUUUCUUUUCCCCUUCUUUUUCAGAAACUCAAAGCCUCAUCAAAUGUUUCUCUUUAACUGUUUUGGUCUAUCUUGUGCUAUGGGACUAG